Messenger RNA from Miscanthus lutarioriparius, 1404 nucleotides. Lineage: Eukaryota; Viridiplantae; Streptophyta; Magnoliopsida; Poales; Poaceae. The record is from the annotation of a GenBank genome assembly.
AUGGGCGCUGCCGCGGCGGAGGUGGUGGCGCCGAGGCCGCCGUCAGCCAAGAGGAGGUCGACCACGCUCAAGUUCCUGUUCGAGCUCGAGAAGCCGGACGGCGUGCUCCCCGGCACGGCCAAGCUGCCACCGCCGUCUCCGGAGCCCGAGGCGGACAGCCUCAUCGACAAGAUCGCCUCGUGCAACCGCGUGUUCACGUUCGCCGACGACGCGGGCGACGAGUGCGAGGAGGAGCGGGACGCGAAGCGGGAGCGGCUUGUCGAGGUGCUGAGCGCCGUCCGGUCGAGCGGGAGCGGCGGGGGCAGCAAUCAGCAGCCGCUGGACCACCGCGUGAUGGUGUCGCUUGUGAAGAUGGUCGGCGCCAACCUAUUCCAGGAAAUGCCGCCGUCGGCGUGCCCGGCGCUGCUGCCCCCCGACGGCGUCGACGAGGAGACGAACGUGAUGGUGCUGGCCCCGUCGUGGCCGCACCUCCAGGUGGUGUACGACAUCCUCCUGUCCGUGGUCACCGCAUCGGACGCCAAGACGCUGCGCCACCACGUGGACCGCGCCUUCCUCUCGUCCCUCCUCGCGCUGUUCCGCUCCGAGGACCCCCGGGAGCGCGACCGGCUCAAGACCGUGUACCACCAGCUCUACUCCAAGCUCACCUGCGAGCGCGCCUUCAUGCGGCGCUCCAUGGCCGCCGCGUUCCUGCGGUUCGUCUACGAGGCGCCCGCCGCCGAGCGCCACUGCGGCGCCGCCGAGCUGCUGGAGAUCUGCGGCAGCAUCAUCAACGGCUUCGCCGUGCCGCUCAAGGAGGAGCACCGCGCGUUCCUGGCGCGCGUGCUGCUGCCGCUGCACCGGACGCGGUGGGUGCACACGUACCACCGCCAGCUCGCCUACUGCGUGCUCCAGUUCGUGCACAAGGAGCCGGGCCUCGCCGACGCGGUGGUCACGGACAUCCUGCGCCACUGGCCCGUGACCAACUGCCAGAAGGAGGUGCUGCUCAUCGAGGAGCUCGAGGAGAUUCUCGAGGUGCUCGAGCCCAAGCACUUCCAGAAGCUCGCCGUGCCCAUCUGCUCCCGGAUCGCCCGCUGUGUCAGUAGCUACAGCUCUCAGGUGGCGGAGACGGCGCUGUACGUGUGGAACAACGAGCGGUUCGUGGAGCUGGCGACGGCGUCGCCGGGGGUGAUGGAGAAGAUCCUGCCGGCGUUCGUGGCGAGCGUGGAGAGCAACCUGGAGCUGCACUGGAGCAAGUGCGUGCAGCAGGUGACGGCCAGCGUCAAGUCCCUGCUCCAGCAGGUCGCGCCCGACCUGUACGCUGGGUGCGCCGACGACGUCGCCACGCGGCGGUCCGAGGCCGAGGUCGCCGCCGCCGUGCGGGACGCCCGGUGGCGCAAGCUCGAGACGGCCGCCGCCGCCAAAUAG